UUCACUUAAUGAUCAAAUAACAUUCUGAGAACAUUCAAUCCCACACUAAAUUCUAAUAUAGAAUAUUCCCUCAACGAUGAAAUCAAAACUAGAGAACGUUAGAAAGUAAAUUCUAAAUAUGUGUUAAAUUCUAAAACAGAACGUUUCCUCGAUCAAAAGAAUGUUCGGCGAGCCAUCAAACGCAACAGUCUCAUGGUAAAUUCUAAAAUAGAACGAAUUGCAUAAACGAUCAAAGAACAAUCAGAGAACAUCUGUCAGCUCGGUCACUGGAACAUUAAGGUAUGUGGCUGUUUCUCAAUGGUAUAUGAACGAGACAAAAAUGCUUCCGUUACAAAAUAAUCUUGGUUUGACUCUGAAAUCAGUGUCUUCUUGAAUGAUGCUCUCUGAAGUGACGCGGUAAAUCAAGCGGAAAUAACGACCUCUUCUCUCCGCUGCAAGUCAUCCUGAAGGAGACCACAGAGAGCAGCUUCAGGUUGUCUUGAGUGUGUCUCAUUCCUGUGAAAGGACAUUCCCUCUUUAGUGUCCUGAGGGCUGGAGGAUCUCAGUCUGCUCCUGUCAUCUGCCUGCAAAUCCAAGCAUCCAGUAACUAUCGGGCUCUUCGCACGCGCGCCAGCAUGAGCUCACAGUAGAGUGUUUGCAACUUUUAUACGUGUUUACUUCACUCCUUCAGUACAGACGAUGAAGAACGUGGAUUUAUUACUUUCCUUAAUCAUUCUAGUUGAUGGAAUUAAUGCAGUAUCGCGUCUCGGGAAGGACCUGAAGCCGCACAUGCCGAAUGUGUGUGCAGAGAAGGAGGUGAAGCUGGUGGCUCAGAUGCAGCCGUGUGUUCAAGCCUUCACACGAAUGGUUAAAGCAUGGAAACAAGGUUGUCAGGGUCAGUCCUGGUGUGUGGGAUACGAGAGGAGAACAGCUUAUUAUACUGCAUACAGACAGGUGUAUCGACAGGAACAGCAGACGGUUUACAAGUGUUGUCCAGGAUGGUCACAGCUCAACGGAGAGGCCGGAUGCCUGUACCCGGUCUGCAGGUCUGGUGUGUGUUUUAAUGGCGGUCAGUGUAAAGAAGGUUCCGCUCAGCUCUGUGUGUGUCCAGCAGGAUUCAGCGGCCCCAGCUGCCAAUAUGAUGUGAACGAGUGUGAAGAGACCAAUGGAGGCUGUGAGGCUUUAUGCUGUAACACCAUCGGCAGCUUCUACUGCAAGUGUCCCGCAGGUCAAGAGCUCAAGGAGGAUGGCAAGACCUGCCAAGAUAUUGACGAGUGCCAGGUUCAUAACGGCGGCUGCCAGCACACAUGUGUGAACACUAGGGGUUCGUAUCACUGCCAGUGUAACGCCGGCUCUCGACUGCAUGUGGACGGACGCACCUGCAUCGCUGUUCAGUCCUGCGGCGUUGGGAAUGGCGGCUGUGAGCAUUUCUGUGUCCAGCAGACGGCGGGUCAUGUCCAGUGUCGCUGCAGACCUGAUUACAGACUGGACGCGGAUGGAAAACACUGCACAUUGGUGAACCCGUGUGCGGAGCAGAAUGGCGGAUGUUCUCAGAUGUGUCAUAGGGAUGGAGCUCAGGCCCGCUGUGAAUGUCAUCCAGGUUAUCAGCUCGCUGAAGACGGCAAGACAUGUGAAGACAUUGAUGAGUGUGCGUUGGGUCAGACGGACUGUGCUCAUGGCUGUCGUAACACCAGAGGAUCCUUCAUGUGUGUGUGUUCUGCUGCCUAUGAGCUCGGGGUGGACGGUAAACAGUGCUAUCGUAUUGAGAUGGAGAUCGUGAACAGCUGUGAUCAUGAUAAUGGUGGUUGUUCUCAUCACUGUGAACAUUCGACCGCUGGUCCGCUGUGCAGCUGUAAUGAAGGAUAUCAGCUGGACCACGACCACAAGACCUGCGUCGAUAUAAACGAGUGUGUCGACGGCAGCUCGUGUUGUGAACAUGACUGUACGAACUAUCCUGGAGGAUACGAGUGUUACUGUACAGCCGGAUAUCGACUGAACACUGACGGAUGCAGCUGUGAUGAUAUAGAUGAGUGUUUGGCUGUUAAUGGAGGAUGUGAUCAUGCUUGUCUGAACAGCGCCGGCUCUUUCCAGUGUUCCUGUAGACGUGGAUAUCGACUCGAUGAGGACAGAAGAUCCUGCAUACUGAUGGAGGAGUCAGUGGAGGCGUUGAGCAGCGGUCAGACAGUCAAUAAACCUGGACCAGGACCUCAGCUCACCAUCCUGCAGGACUUCGAUCAGAUCCUGGAGAAAUACGAGGACUACGAGGACGACACUGGAGAACUGCGUGCCGAGAGCACUUUAGCUGAGAAAUUCAUUUGUUUGAACGAUUCGUUCGGCGUUGACUGCAGUCUGUCCUGUGAGGACUGUGUGAACGGAGGAGUGUGUAACAAACACAGAAAUGCCUGUGACUGUCCUGACGGAUGGACUGGAGUCGUCUGUAAUGAGACAUGCCCUGAGGGUUGGUUUGGCAGGAAUUGCUCACUGUUGUGUAAGUGUAAGAACGGUGGUGUGUGUGAUCCGGUGUCCGGGAGCUGUCGCUGUCCACCAGGGGUCAGUGGAGAGCUGUGUCAGGACGGCUGUCCGAAGGGUCUCUAUGGGAAGUUUUGCAAUAAAAGGUGUAACUGCGCUAAUAACGGACGUUGUCAUCGCACUUAUGGAGCGUGUUUGUGUGACCCGGGACUGUAUGGACGAUUCUGCCACCUUCCGUGUCCGAAGUGGAUGUUUGGUCCCGGUUGUUCAGAAGAGUGUCAGUGUGUCCAGCAGAACACUAUAGAGUGUCACCGUCAUCAUGGAGACUGCAUCUGCAAACCUGGAUACAGAGGCCACACCUGCAAAGACGAGUGUGAAUCAGGGUUUUUUGGCUCUGCUUGUGAGAAUAAAUGCUCUUGUCCGCCUGGAGUGACCUGUGAUCAUGUGACUGGAGCUUGUCAACCCAAAUGUCCAGCUGGAAAAACAGGCGACAAAUGUGACCAAGAUUGUGUGGAAGGGAGAUUUGGGAUUGGAUGCUCUCAGUCUUGUGACUGCUCUGGCGCACCAUGUGACAAAGUGACUGGUCAAUGCACGUGUCCUGCUGGAACGUUUGGAAAGCGCUGUGAAAAAGAGUGUCCUGAGGGCCGCUGGGGUCUGGGCUGUCAGGAAUGGUGUCCGGUGUGCGAGAACGGAGGCCGCUGUGACCGGCGUAACGGCACAUGUGUGUGUUCUCCUGGAUUCAUCGGCAGAUUGUGUCAGAACUCAUGUCCUGCGGGUCGCUUCGGUGUGGGCUGUCAGCUCAGAUGUGUGUGUGAUCUCGGAGUUCGCUGUAAUCCUGUAAGCGGACGCUGCUCGUGUCCUCCAGGCUGGACGGGACACAACUGCAGGAAGGUGUGUGACGCGGGCCGCUGGGGUCUGGACUGUGAGAGUGUAUGUGACUGUCGUAAUGCUGACGGUGUGUGUGAUGCUCAGACUGGACGCUGUCAUUGUGAGGCCGGAUUUACUGGAGCACGAUGUGACCAGAAAUGCCCGGCUGGCUCGUUUGGGCCCGGCUGUAAGCAUCGCUGCCAGUGUGAAAAUCAGGCAUCAUGUGACCACGUGGGCGGAGCUUGUACCUGUAAGACCGGCUGGACCGGAACCUUCUGUGAAAAACCCUGUCCGCAGGGUUUCUAUGGUCUGGACUGUCAGCAGAAGUGUGUGUGUUUGAACGGCGGUCUCUGUGAUCAUGUGAGCGGUCAGUGUUUCUGUAAGGCCGGAUGGAUCGGGACGCGCUGUAACCAGACGUGUCCUGCGGGAUGGUUUGGCGUGAGCUGUUCUCAGACCUGUGUUUGUCACAAUAACAGCAGCUGUGAUGCAGUGAGCGGUCAGUGUGAAUGCGGUGCAGGCUGGACAGGAGACACAUGCUCACAGCGCUGUCCUGCAGGUGUGUUCGGGGACGGUUGUGUUCACAGGUGUUUGUGUCAGAACGGGGCCUCGUGUGACCCUGAGAGUGGACACUGCUUCUGUCCUAGCGGCUGGACGGGGGCCGCCUGUCAGCUUGAAUGUCCAGCGGGGAGGUUCGGCUCAGACUGUCAGGACAGAUGUGAAUGUGUGAAUGGAGCUCAGUGUGAUGGUCAGACGGGUCGCUGUGUUUGUCCGCCGGGCUGGACAGGAGAGCGCUGUGAGAAUGAGUGUGAACGGGGCUGGUUUGGCGUGGGUUGUGAGGACCGCUGUCAGUGUGAUCACGGUGCUGUCUGCCAUCACGUGAGCGGUCAGUGUCUCUGCCCUGCUGGAUGGAGAGGAAGACGCUGUGAGAAAGCAUGUCUGCCGGGCUCAUUUGGUCAGGAUUGUGUCCAGCGCUGCUCUUGUCCGUCCGGCUCCUCGUGUCAUCAUGUGACCGGUCACUGUGGUUGUGCUCCAGGAUUCACCGGCGACGGCUGUGAACACAGUUGUCUGCCUGGCACGUUCGGCCAGGACUGUAAUCAGGUGUGUCAGUGUUCAGAAAGAAACCAGCUCUGCCACCCGGUGACUGGAGUGUGUUACUGCGCGCCCGGAUUCACUGGACUCAAGUGUGAACAGACGUGUCCGCAGGGUUUGUACGGCUCAGGCUGUGAGCAUCAGUGUGAGUGUCUGAAUGGUGGAGUUUGUCUCUCAGACUCGGGAUCCUGUCAGUGUCCAGCCGGAUUCAUUGGAGCUCAAUGCAAUCAAACAUGUCCAGCGGGUCGCUAUGGUCUGGACUGUGCUCAUGUGUCAGCGUGUGGGACAGGAGUGAGGAAUGAUCCGGCUACAGGAAGAUGCACUGCACAUCAAGUCUGUCCUCCAGGUUGGUUUGGUUCUGGCUGUUCUCAGCGUUGUGACUGCAGUAACAGAGGUGUGUGUGACGGAGUCUCUGGAAACUGCUCAUGUGCUCUCGGCUGGACCGGCAAACACUGUGAUAAAGAGUGUCCUGAUGGCAGCUUUGGGCCUGACUGCUCUCUUCAGUGUUCCUGUCAGAAUAACAGCACAUGUGACCGAGUGACAGGAAGUUGUCAUUGUCGUCCAGGAUAUUACGGUCAUCUGUGUGAACACGCGUGUCCGGCUGGUCUCUUCGGCUCUGGGUGUCAGCAGCAGUGUGACUGUAUGAACGGAGCCUCCUGUCAUCCGGAUACAGGACAGUGUGUGUGUCCCGCUGGAGUCCACGGCCCGCGCUGUCAGCACGUGUGUGCUCAGGGCAGGUUUGGUGUGAACUGCUCUCAGUCAUGUGACUGUGCUGAUGGAGCGUCAUGUGACCCGGUCAGCGGCCGCUGUGUUUGUCCAUCAGGGAAGACUGGAGUGCGGUGUGACAGCGACUGCAGUGUGAACCGGUUUGGCCCUGACUGCUCUCUGCUGUGCGAGUGUGAAAAUGGAGCUCAGUGCGACAGCAGAAAUGGACGCUGCUUCUGUCUGAGCGGCUGGAUCGGCUUCACAUGUUCACAGAGCGCUCCUCCAGAACUGAACUCCAGACGGUCAGAAGAGGAUCAGCUUCAGCUCAACACUUCAUAGCGUACACACACACACACACACACACACACACACACACACACACACAGAAUAAAUAAUGUGUUGAAGUGUUUGCAGGUUCUGUCACACCCGCAGGAGCUCGCUGUGUUUUCUGUGCAGAAGAGAAAGCAAGAGUGCUGGAAAACAGAAAUUACACACACACACACAGAUGCACUUUAUCCUCAUUCAGGGUGUCAGUACGGUCACAUUUACAUUGAGCUGUAGUAAACGAGUGAGAGGCUCAGCAUUUUUACCAAACACUUAUUUGUUUGAGCUCUUCAACAGACUUUGAUCAAUGGUGUGUGGAUCUUCAACUGUACAUGAAGUGAUUAUUCCUGAUAUUGGUGCUACAGUGUGAUGCUGUCUUUUAUGAUUAUGUUCAUUUUAGAAAACAGCAGGAAUUGAACACAUUAGCUUCUGACUCAUGUGUUGUAUAAAGUUUGAAUUAUUUAUAUAUUUUGUAAAAUAUACAAUUGUAAAUGUCAUGCAAACUCUUGAACCCAAGAAAGGAUUUUACUCAUAUUAAAAGCAAUGUGGAUUUUUUUUAAACACAUAAAUGUGCACUAUUUUGAAUUCAGCAAGAGCUUUUGGUGUAGUAUUUAGACCCAGUGGCCACACUUUUCAAAAUAAAAGUCUCCCGUUGUGCCAUUAACUGUUAUUGGUUCACUUUAAAAACAAUUAAAAGGGAAAAAAAAAAAGUUUCCUCAAGAAUGUCAGAUAUUUUCUUAAUGUUGUUCGUAAAGGCACAGAUCACCCCAAAAAUGAACAUCCUUACUCUCAAUGUGGCUCUAAACUUUUACAAGUUUCUUCUGCUGAACACAAAAGAAGAUAUUUUGAAGAAUGUUGGAGUAAUUGACAACCAUAACUUGGGGGGGAAAAAAAUACUGUAGCUGUUUUUUUUUCCUUCCAGCAUUUUCAGUAUAUCUACCCCCAACAGAAAAAAACUCAAACAUGUUUUGGAGGAUGAGUAAAAGAUGACAGAAUGUUCAUUUUUGAGUGAACUAUCCCUUUAAGACAUCGCUUAAGAACUUUAUUUCAUGAAGAGCAUGUUCUUGAAAAUCCUAAAUAAGGAUCUUGUGUUUUGCAACUUUACUAAGUGCAUUUGUGAAGUUUUAGCUGAAAAUACUUGUAUGAUGCUGUUAAAGGUUUUUUCCGCCUCUUUCCAGAAGAGGGCAGAGCCUUUACAGCCUGUGCCUUGGUUACUCCAGCAACAACCAACAAAACCCGAAAAACAAGCAAAAUUCUGCUUUAACAAGAAACAGGAGUUACCUUGACAUGAUCAUGAUUUACUCGCAACUUAAAAAAGUUAAUCAGAGCAGUUUAAAAGAAGCUGAAAGACUGAAAUAGUUAAGGUUAGUGUUUUUUUGUAUUCAUUUUUAUGAUAAAAUAUGCUCCAACAAUUGGUAUUU
Danio rerio (zebrafish) is the source of this 6854-nucleotide messenger RNA. The record is from RefSeq and is a predicted model, not a curated record. Lineage: Eukaryota; Metazoa; Chordata; Actinopteri; Cypriniformes; Danionidae.